AUGCCGGCUAUCCUUACAGCUAUCUCAGCGUUGAACCCCGAUUGCCAAUUACUGGGACAGAAUACAACAGAGAUUGUCCGUCCAUACGAGUGGUUAAACUAUCUCUCUGGUACGUUCCACGGACAAGGAUUUGGAGGUCUCUGGAGGCCAGAAAGAUUUGUAAGCGAUGAGUCGUUGUAUCCGGCAGUCCAAGAGAAAGCGAGACAGACCAUCAAAGAUUGUUGCGCGUUUGUAGACGGCAAACUCAGAGACGCCAAGAGCACCAACUCUGUGGGAAAUUCUUUUAAAGGCGUAGAUGCCUUUCUAUUGGUAUUCUAUCUAUGGGGAAUCAGGUUUAACAUCGACAUGGACACUGUUUACCCUUUAUACGCAGCAUUGGCUCAUCGCCUCUUGCAAAGAGAAUCUGUAAUCGAUGCUCGAAAGGUUCAUGUGCGCAUGUGUUAG
This is a messenger RNA of Trichoderma asperellum CBS 433.97, 444 nucleotides long. RefSeq lists its product as uncharacterized. The record is from RefSeq and is a predicted model, not a curated record. NCBI's taxonomy places the organism in Eukaryota, Fungi, Ascomycota, Sordariomycetes, Hypocreales, Hypocreaceae.